Tripterygium wilfordii is the source of this 2402-nucleotide messenger RNA. RefSeq names its product kinesin-like protein KIN-14S. Gene Ontology annotation, molecular function: microtubule binding; microtubule motor activity; ATP binding. Bases 410 to 1753 code for a protein of 447 amino acids. Lineage: Eukaryota; Viridiplantae; Streptophyta; Magnoliopsida; Celastrales; Celastraceae. The transcript has 14 exons. The record is from RefSeq and is a predicted model, not a curated record. Gene Ontology annotation, biological process: microtubule-based movement.
AAAGUAAAUUGAGGUGACUAAAGUUUCUCAUAAUUGUUGAACUUGCAUCUUACCGUAAUUGAUUGCGCCAUUAGCUGGCCUUCGUUGUUGGGUUGGGCUUAACUGCUCAAGAAAGUAGGUGCGGCUCAAAGCCCAUUCUUAGGAGGAUAGGUAGGUAGUAGUUGAGUAGACUGGGAGUCUUUCGAAGAAGCCGAGGAAAUUCAGGGGUAAUUGGCUUCAAUCUGAUCCGUUGACUACAAAGAGCGGAGUCUCUUGGCAGAUCAAAUCCAUCUCGAUCUCGAUUUAAGUUUGUACUUCUGAAUCAACCACAGGUACAAGUGUGGUUCUUGAAUCAAUUCAAGGGAAAGCUUGAAAUUCUUGAAUUAGUGGAACUAACAAAGUUCAAGGUUAGCGAAUUGGCGUGAAGUAUAUGUUGCUUCUUGGUGAGGAUUGCGUGUUUACUUCGAGAUCAAACGAUGGAAGUAUCAACCGACAAAAGCGAGCAUGCCGUUUCUCGUUGCGACCCAAAAGGCCAAAACCCUCUCCGCCCUCGAGUUCAGAAUUUGUUGAUGAGGGUGGGCAUUCCAUGGAUGGAGAUAAUGUAUGGAAUAGAAAUGAAGUUGAAGAAACUACUCAUUCAAUGGAUGAUGAUAGUAUAUUGAAUCGAAAUUCGUUAGCUCAGGGGCCAACACUUCCGGAACUGCAGAAGAUUAUUAGUUUGAGCAGUAAAAUUCAGAACCUAAAGAAAGAACAUGCUAUUCUAUCUGAUCAAGCUACAUAUAUCUUUCCUGGCCCAGAGGUAGAUGCUAUAAGCAUGCUGUUGCAUCUCAGUGGGGAACAUGAACUUCUAAAGAAGAGGUACCUAGAGGAGUCUUUUGAACGGAAGCGGCUUUACAAUGAAAUUAUCGAACUUAAAGGAAAUAUUAGGGUCUUCUGCAGAUGUAGACCAGUUAAUGAAGUUGAAAUUUCCAAUGGGUUGGAAGAAGUUGUGGAAUUUGACUCGUCACAGGAUAAUGAGCUACAGAUCAUCUCCUCUGAUUCUUCCAAAAAACAAUUUAAGUUCGAUCAUGUGUUUAAGCCUGAUGACGACCAAGAUGCUGUCUUUGUACAGACAAAGCCCAUUGUGACUUCACUGCUGGAUGGUUAUAAUGUCUGCAUAUUUGCUUAUGGGCAAACUGGAACUGGGAAAACAUUUACGAUGGAGGGAACCCCUGAGAAUAGGGGAGUCAACUACAAGACUUUAGAGGAGUUGUUUCGCAUCUCUGGGGAGAGAAACGCCAUUAUUAGAUAUGAGCUAUCUGUUAGCAUGUUGGAGGUCUACAAUGAAGAGAUUAAGGAUCUCUUAGUGGAAAAUUUGAGCAAAACUAGCACAAAGUUGGAGAUAAAGCAAGCAGCCGACGGAAUUCUGGAAGUCCCUGGGCUUGUUGAAGCUCAUGUUCGUAGUACAGAGGAAGUCUGGGAGCUUCUGAACUCUGGAAGCCGAGAAGGAUCAGUUGGCUCCACCUGUGCCAAUGAGCUUAGCAGCCGUUCUCACUGCCUGUUGCGGGUAAUUGUAAUGAGGUAUGAUUUAGUCAAUGAGAAAACAACUAAGAGUCACCUUUGGUUGGUGGAUUUGGCUAGUCGUGAGCGUGUUGGAAAAAUUGAUGUUGAAGGUGAAAGGCUAGAGGAAUCUCAGUUUAUAAACAAGUCUCUUUCUGCACUCGAGGUUGCUAUUUCUGCCCUUGCGUCUAAAAGAGGAACUCCAAGCUCACCCUCCUGCUGCAGAGUUCAUUAGGAGGAGAUUGCAAAACCCUGAUGUUUGUUCAUAUCAGCCCAAGCUCCAGAGACCUUGAGGAAACCCUUUGCUCACUGAAUUUUGCCAGUCAAGUUCGUGGGAUUGGAAGUGCAAGACCCCACUGAGCUUUUCAACUACAAGCAAAUGGCAGAUAAGCUAAGGCAUGACGAGAAAGAAACAAAGAAGUUGCAGGAUAAUAUCGAGUCCUUGCUGUUGAGACUUGCUGAGAGCGAAAAAAAGUGCAAAAGUCUUCGAGAAAAGGACCAUGACCUGAAGAAUAAGUUGGCAGAAGAGCGGGAGACCAGAUUGAAGCUAGAAAACACAGCUUUUGCUGCUGAGCUUCUAUACAGUCUUCAAAAAAGCUCCUUGUUCUAGACAAGCACCAGUAAAGACCAAAUCAGAGUAGAAACCGUCACUCCGGGGCCCUUCAAAAUUGAGAAUGGCAUUGCGAAGAAUCACCAAUUUCAUAUUUUCUUGCCCCAACCAUUUGGUGCAUAUUUGUUCCAAAUUUUAGCUGCUGCUUUUAGAAGGGAUUUCAAUUGAAACUUCGUUAUGCAGUGAUGUUCUCAAAUCUGAUUUGUUUGAGUAAAAAAAGAUAUUCCCUUUCAAUUUGGUCACCCUUUCAAUUUGACGGGUACUUAUCCCUUAA